This is a messenger RNA of Paraglomus brasilianum, 1185 nucleotides long. Lineage: Eukaryota; Fungi; Glomeromycota; Glomeromycetes; Paraglomerales; Paraglomeraceae. The record is from the annotation of a GenBank genome assembly.
GCCAUGGGAAGCCAAAAGGAAGAACAGGGAAGCGAACAACAGCCCAGAACAGUUACCUUUCUGGCACCUCACAGUGACAAGAAACUGUCGCUUGAAGUAACAAACUUAGGGUCUGGUCCCCAGGAGCACCCUGAAGCCCAAAACACUAAAGGAAAGGAAUGUGAACAAAUGGCUAUCCACAGAACAGUGGAUAGCACCAAAGAGGAAGGAAACGAAGAAGCCAGAACUGCCCAAGAACCUGAAAUAGCUCAGAAACAGACCUUCCUUCCACCCCCUCAUCUAGAGGACAGAAGCUAUUCUGAAGAUGAGCAGGAGUUCAUCCCUAGCCUGUGCCAGGCAGCAAACUGCCCCUACGACACAGACUUCAAGAUAGUCCACCAGAAACAUGGUGGAGGACAUAAGAUAAUUUUUGUCUGUGUCAGACAUACUGAUAUGGCCUUUGAUGGCUACCGUAAAACAACAGUCAAAGCUGUCAGCCCUUCCAGACAAUCAAUGGCCUACACUGCACCAGCUACUCAAACUGGCAACUUUAUCAGUGAAUCCCUGGUAGAAAGAAUAGUGUCUGAACAAACUGAGAUAUUCGAAAAAGAGGUAGUUGCUGGCCAAAGCAAACAAACCUCUUCAAAAGAACCCACUGGAUCUGCCAAAAAACUUAAAACCAACAGGGAAAGGGCCAAUCCAUACUCCACCAAAAAAGCUGCAACUGACAGGUCCCAAAGUGGCAAACCCUCUACGACCCCAAAGAAACUGGAACUGGCAACAGGAACAGUAGCAAACCCAGUUGUAGUUGAGGAAGCUGCCUCCCCAGACUCAAAUGCCACCAUCCCCAUCAUCGAACAGUACACAGUACCAAAUGUCGAAUCCCCCCCCUUUCCAUCUAAACCCUCAGCAGAAAACUGCAUCGAAGUGACAUUGGAGGGCAAACCUACUCUCUUGGCAGCCUCAUGGAAACCAAGACAUCUUCUUACCUUGCAGUCAAAAGCAACUAACACAAAUAGGGAAUACUGGGUCCUAAUGAAUGGCGAAACUACUAAGCCACUUCCUUUUAGUUGGUCCUUUGGGAGACUCCAAGAGGAGAACAUCAUUAAGUCCGGUGACAUUUUGUGGUUUAAACAGAGAGUUAGCAAAACCAACUACUCGUCAUCAGAGGAAGAGACCCUAAACACCCAAUUAAACAAUGAAUAA